This is a messenger RNA of Racocetra fulgida, 1938 nucleotides long. Lineage: Eukaryota; Fungi; Glomeromycota; Glomeromycetes; Diversisporales; Gigasporaceae. The record is from the annotation of a GenBank genome assembly.
AUGAUUGCCUUAGUCAUAUUGUGGCAAUAUGCUGCAACUUUGGCUGACUUAUAUCUUCAUGCCACUGCUAUCGGAAAUUCCCAACAAAUGCCUGGACCAACAAUUCCAAGCGCCAGUUCAUUAGAAAUAGCAAAUAAUUGUUCUGAGAUAUCUUAUUCAAAUAAUUGUGCAUCACAAAAUCAGAAUCCAAGAAAGGUAUUAACAGUUUACCAAAAUACAAGUGAUACCUUACAAAUUCGGAGUAAUGACGACGGUAUUUAUCUUUUGCAAUCACCACCUUCAGAGAAAGUCUAUUCAUAUUCAGGAUCAGGUGUCUUUUUGCGUUCCUCUUGUGUACCUAUUAGUAGUAUAUGUAAUUUAAAAGCCAGAUAUGGUUCCAAUACCAAUUAUUCUUGUCCUGGAACAUUAUGGUUUGCCUCAGGAAAUACAGUAACGAAAAAUUUUGAUAUAAACGUUACCAGCGCAAUUAAUAACCAAGGAAAAUAUAUAGCAUCUAAUCCCAUACAUGCAAUUAUCACUGCACGCUACAGCAAAGCAGAUUCAGAUUAUGAUUCAGAGUUCGUGACUGAAGUACAUGGUGAUCUUUCAAUUUUACUACACUGCCAACUAUUAGCUUCAAAGAUCAAUUACGUUAUUACUCUUGGAUCGUUAAAAGUAUCCUCACAAGAAAAUCUUACGAAUUCUCAACUUUUUACUCUCGGUGCUGCAUCAAUGAAUUAUAACAUGGCAUUUCGAUCGAUGAUUGAUGUCCAAGUUAUAGCAAAUAAAGGAAAUAGUACAUUAUUCGCUAAUUCAUUUGCACAACAAUGGGCUCGAGCAACAAUCGCUGCAUUCAGCCCUAUUGUACAAGAAAAUAGUGCAGGAGGGGGAUAUUCUUAUACAAUCGAGGUGAAUAAAGACCAAACUAUUGUUCCACUUUCAGCAGUCGCAAUUUAUGCUAUUAUUGUCAUAUUGCCGCUUCAAUUAAUGCAAGCAUCUAUGUCUCAUAGCCUAGUUUGCACUUUGAAAUCUUGCUUUAACUCUGGCCAAACUCGUAAGCUCGCUAUCGCUAUUGCUUUUGUUUUUGCUUGGCAAUAUUUAGCAACGAUAGCAGAUUUAUACCUUCAUACAACUGCUAUUGGAAAUUCUCAAAAACUGCCUGGAACAACAGUCUCAAGCACCAGAUCGUUAGAUAUAGCAACCAAUUGUUCUGAUACAUCUCGUUUAGACAAUUGCGUGGCACGUAAACGUGGAAUGAAAAAUGGAUAUAAAGCAUUGGAAGUGUACUAUAAUACAAGUGAUUCUCUAAAAGUUUGGCACACUAAUGAUGGCGUUUACCUUUUGCAAUCACCGCCUGCAGAGCAAGUCUAUUCAUAUUCUGGAACUGCCGUUUUUUUACAACCUUCCUGUAAACCUAUUAGCAGUGUGUGCAAUUUAAGGAGCAUAAGUUUCAAUGUUACAAGUUACAACUGCCCUAAAACACUAUGGUCUGCUUCGAGUGAUUUAUUUAAUAAUGAUACAGUAGGAAUUGAUAUAGGCAUAAACGUUACCAACACAAAUUUGGUCUUACAGCAAAACUAUGUAGCAUCUAAUCCUAUAGAAGCAAUUGCUUUUGUACGCUAUGUUAAAGAUUAUUCAACUAAUUAUGAUUCUGAGUUUGUGAGAGAAUUAAAUGGUAAUGUCACGAUUUUACUACAUUGUCAAUUACUCUCCUCAGUAGUCGAUUAUGUUGUUACUCUUGGAUCUCUAAAAGCAUCUCCACAAAGAAACUUGACAAAUUCACAACUUUUUAACCUUGGAAAUAGUACAUUAUUUGCUGAUACAUUUGCGCAGCAGUGGGCCCACGCAACUAUUUCUGCAUUUAGUGUUAUGGUGCAAGGAAAUGGAACAGCAAGUGGGUAUAGUUAUACUCUUGAAGAAGAUAAAAACCAAAGUAUUGUUCCACUUUCAGCCACCUUA